This is a messenger RNA of Xiphias gladius (swordfish), 7285 nucleotides long. RefSeq names its product misshapen-like kinase 1. NCBI's taxonomy places the organism in Eukaryota, Metazoa, Chordata, Actinopteri, Istiophoriformes, Xiphiidae. Gene Ontology annotation, molecular function: protein kinase activity; ATP binding. The record is from RefSeq and is a predicted model, not a curated record. Gene Ontology annotation, biological process: protein phosphorylation. The transcript has 33 exons. The coding region runs from base 83 to 3943 and encodes 1286 amino acids.
GCCGUUAGUUUGUAGGGGAGAAACUGUGACCGUCCAUGUCUUGUCUACAAAUUUCAACACGCUGACAAAGUUAUUGACAGCAAUGUCGAGAGAAAACACCACCCGAAGUUUGGACAGUAUAGACCUCGCUGCUUUAAGAGAUCCGGCAGGUAUCUUUGAGUUGGUGGAGGUGGUUGGCAAUGGAACCUACGGUCAAGUGUACAAGGGUCGUCAUGUCAAGACAGGCCAGCUGGCAGCUAUCAAAGUCAUGGAAGUCACAGAGGAGGAAGAAGAGGAGAUAAAGCUGGAGAUCAAUAUGUUGAAGAGUUACUCACACCAUAGAAACAUCGCCACUUAUUAUGGAGCUUUUAUUAAGAAAGGUCUUGCUGGACAGGACCACCAACUCUGGUUGGUGAUGGAGUAUUGUGGAGCUGGCUCUGUAACAGACUUGGUGAAAAAGACCAAGGGAAACUGUCUGAAGGAAGACUGGAUAGCUUACAUCUGCAGAGAGGUGCUCAGGGGUCUUUCCCAUCUUCACUCCCAUCAUGUGAUUCACAGAGACAUUAAGGGACAAAAUGUUUUGCUAACAGAGAAUGCUGAAGUCAAACUGGUUGACUUUGGAGUGUCAGCUCAGCUGGACAAGACCAUUGGUCGAAGGAACACCUUCAUUGGUACUCCCUACUGGAUGGCACCAGAGGUCAUCGCUUGUGAUGAGAACCCUGAUGCCACAUAUGACUACAGGAGUGACCUCUGGUCUUUAGGCAUCACCGCUUUAGAGAUGGCUGAAGGAGCCCCUCCUCUGUGUGACAUGCAUCCAAUGAGAGCAUUGUUUUUAAUUCCACGAAACCCUCCACCCAAACUUAAAUCCAAGAAAUGGUCGAAGCGCUUCUUGUCAUUCGUUGAUAAUUGUCUGGUCAAGAACCAUCUGCAUCGUCCCACCACUGAGGCCCUGCUGAGACACGCCUUCAUCAGAGACCUGGUUAAUGAGAGACAAGUUCGCAUCAUGCUCAAAGACCACCUUGACAGAACCAGGAAGAAGAGGGAGAAAGAGGGUCCAGAGUAUGAGUACAGUGGCAGUGAAGAAGAGGAGGACGAGGUAGCAGAGGAGGAAGGAGAACCCAGCUCCAUAGUGAACGUUCCUGGUGAAUGGACGUUAAGACGGGAGUUUCUUCGUUUACAGACAGAAGAUCGUGAAGGAGGCAGAGAGGGAGGUCACGGAGGAAGUGGGGGUCAUCAAAGACAACAGGCAUUACAGCAGCAAAGGCAGCAGUUGGCUGAGCAGGAACGAUACAAGCAGCAGUUAGUAGCUGACAGACAGAAGAGGAUCCAGCAACAACAUGAGCAACGGCAAAAGUUAGAGGAUCAGCAGAGGCGGCAGCUGACAGACUGUGCCUUUCAGUGGGCAGAGCUUCAAGAAAUCUUGCUUGGGGAGGAGUCUGAUCUCCAUGACAACAGAAUCCUACUGGAUGAGAGACACAGGAGGAGCGAAAGGAGACCGGACCAGGCAGGCAGAAAGCGGAGUGCCGAUGUGUCAGUAAGGCCUCUGGAUACCACAGCAGAGCAGAGAGCCGUGGCUCCAAACCAGCUGCUUCAGAAUAAGGCCCAGCACUCCCAGCCUCAGCUACAGCAGCAAGCCAAGCCUCAGCCUCAGCCUCUGGCCCAGCAUCAGCAGCCCUCAGCAGGCAGAAGAUCCCACCGCACCCUGCCCAAGGAUCAAACCCAGCUCCUGUCGCUGCAGCACGACCACAGACACAGGGAGAGAGAGAGGGAAAGAGAGAGACAGAAGCAGAGAGAAAAGCCUGUGGCAGCUGUCCAGAAACUAACAGCUAAUAGCGGGAACACAGCUGCUACUGCUGCUACUGCUGCUGCUGCCUCUUCCUCGCCCAGCCGCCCUGUAAACAGCCAACGCUCAGUGAUGGACUUUCAGCAAUCAAUCUUAGCUAGGGUGCUUUUGGCUCCUGGUGUUCCCAGCCAGAUGCACCCGAGGCUGGGUUCUGGGAGCAGCUCUAGUCCUUGUACCCCAGCUAUGCAAAGAGCUCAUCUCAACCAGAAUGCCAAUCUGCGCUCUAGUCGAGAUGCCCCUCACAGCAGCUCUAUGUCAGAUAUGGCCAUUUCUCCCGUGUCCCCACUUUUCCCCAUGUCCCCAACUGAUGAGGUCUUCUGGGAUUCAGUUGAUGCACCACCCAAAGUCCCAGAGCGCACAACUUCUAAGUUUUACUGUAGAGAGCUGGUGAUGGGACACAAGAGGGCCGCUUCAAGUGGCAGUCCAGUGUCUGUUGCAGAUAAAAGUGGAAGGUCUGUGUGUCAUGCAGUCUCCUCUACCAGCAGCAACCACCCAGGUUACUUCAAGCUCGAGAGUCCUCUUCCACAGCACCGUCUACAACAGCACAGAACGACGCAAGAAAACAUAACCAGUGGGAAUAUACAAGGUGUAAAAUCCGCUCUUGGCCGGUUUAACAAAGCCACAGAAUACUCCUCUUCCAGUGAUGAGUUCGGUAGCAGUGAUGACGAAGAGAGGAACAGGUCUGGCCUGUCCAAUGGAAAAGGGAAACACUUCAGAGGAAUACCUGAUGGCAUUGUCCUGCAACCUCACCACAAUCUUAACCAGAUUUCUCAGAUUGGAUCAGACGAUACCUACCUGCUGCCAGACCUUCUGCAGAAAACCUCUUCCUCCAGUCCUAACCGUAAUGCACUGGGCCAACAGCAGCAAACACAUGAACUCAGCUACUCGCAGUCGCCCACAGCCCCUCGAUGCCCCACACAUCAAGAACUACACAUGAAUAUGGCUGUCAGCAGCCCCACUGGUAAAAACACCUCCUCAUCUUCCUCUUCCUCCUUCCUGUCCUUCAUCGAUCCAAGAUUGAUCCCCAUGUCAUCACCACCACAGAGCCCUUCGGGUAGUAAGGGUGAGCAAGUCAAGAGAGAGAACCACAGGAAGGGCUCUGUGGUGAAUGUGAACCCAACUAACAUUCGACCACAGAGCGACAGUCCAGAGAUUCGCAAGUACAAGAAGAAAUUCAACACUGAGGUUCUCUGUGCUGGACUAUGGGGUGUGAAUCUGUUGGUGGGGACAGAGAAUGGUCUGUGGCUGUUGGACCGGAGUGGUCAGGGGAAAGUCUACUCUCUCAUCAGCAGACGAAGGUUUCAGCAGAUGGAUGUGCUGGAAGGACUCAAUGUACUCAUCACUAUAUCAGGUAAAAAGAACAAACUCCGUCUGUACUACCUGUCCUGGUUAAGGAAUAAAAUCCUCCAUAAUGAUCCAGAGGUGGAGAAGAGACAGGGUUGGACAUCAGUAGGUGACCUGGAGGGCUGUGUACACUAUAAAGUGGUGCGUUAUGAAAAGAUAAAGUUCUUAGUGAUUGCUUUGAAGAAUGCUGUGGAAGUGUACGCCUGGGCCCCAAAACCCUACCACAAAUUCAUGGCCUUCAAGUCGUUCAGGUCUCUGCCUCAAAAACCACUUUCCGUUGACCUGACAGUGGAGGAAGGUCAAAGGUUAAAGGUCAUUUAUGGCUCCUUGUCUGGUUUCCAUGCCAUUGAUGUAGACUCUGGAACACCAUAUGACCUCUACCUGCCAACACAUAUCCAGGGUUGCAUCCGUCCCCAUGCCAUCAUCAUUUUGCCAAACAGCGCUGGAACAGAGGUUCUGGUUUGCUACGAAGAUGAGGGCGUCUACAUUGACACCUACGGCCGCAUCACCAAGGAUACAGUGCUGCAGUGGGGAGAGAUGCCUGCAUCGGUCGCCUACCUUCAGUCUAACCAGGUGAUGGGUUGGGGAGAAAAGGCCAUUGAACUGAGGUCUGCCAACACAGGAAACCUGGAGGGAGUUUUUAUGCACAAAAAGGCUCAAAAACUCAAGUUUCUCUGUGAAAGGAAUGACAAGGUGUUCUUCGCCUCAGUGCAGUCAGGAGGCAGCAGUCAGAUUUACUUCAUGACUCUUGGACAGAACUCGCUGUUCAGCUGGUAAUGACUGGACCUGUGAACUCUGGGAUCAACUGGUGAUGUUUGCUUUCAUCAUUUGGGUUCGUCUCGUUAUGCCUUUUUAAAUCUGUGCCGACCAAGGUUGAUCUCCAUGGCUAGUGAACACCAUGCGAGAGUCAAUGCUCCUGGAUCCAUUACUCUUGUCUAGUUUCCAUGUAAAUGUGCAUGGAUCGACAGUUGGGUUGAUCAUGACUCCAGCUGCAGCAAAAAUGCUUGAAUCCAUCACUCUGACCUUGACUACUGAAGCCUGGAACACUGCUCCUUCAGCUGCAGCACAAAAAUCUGGACCUAAUAUUCAACGAAAAAGAGUAAAAGUUCACUGCCACCUCACUCGUCCAUGAAAGACUUAAAAGGUACACCUAGCGAUCUUUUUCACAUGCCUAAUAUCCAUAAGUACCUGGAGCUCUUUCCCAGGCUGCAGUGUGCCAAGAACUAAUUUUAGGUUCUGUUUUAUCAAAAUCCACCUGGAAUCAAAACUGAUGGCUUGCUUCGGUUGAUUGUGCUGUGAUUCCUAAUAGACACCAGAUCAUUGGUCAACAUCUGGCCUCAAGAUAUCUGUACUCAACUGUCAGCUUUGGAGACCACAGCAGUCCGUUCAGUUUGCUCCAUAUUCAGCUCAUCUCUCUUUUUUUUUUUUUUCUUUUUUUUUCUUUUUCUAAAUGACUCCAUUGUAUGUUACUCAGCUAAUUAUGUGCAUAGCAGUUAUUCAUUCAUAUUUGUUUGCCUGGCUGGGGCGUAUUACUGGAUCAACUGCUUCCUUUUCAUCUAGACGAGAAGAGUAAUGUUUUCUUCCCUGGUGUAUUAACUGUAGUCUCAUCCGUCGCCAUGCAAGCAGCAACUGUGUGAAAAGGAGUGAAAACUAGAAGUACAGAGCUGUUCAUCGACCUCAUUCCCUUCAAGGACAUAAUCUGGACAUUUCAAAGACUGGGUUGGGGCAAAAAUGUGGACUAAGUAGGACAUCAACUGUAUGUCUUUCCUCAUUUUGUUGCUAUUGCUUGAAAGAAGAGUUUUCUUUUUCUUUUUUUGUCGAAGGUGACAGUUUUUCUGGGUGACAGUGAGUCAGUAUAACACCCUGUCAUCAUAGAUCCAAUCAGUUACGUUUAACUGUAUCCGUAGCUUGCAUUAGACUGUCCAUGCAAACCAUAUAAGGCCAAAUUUCAGGAUUAAGAUGUACAACACCAUUGCAAAGACAUAGUUCUCUUGGACUAUUUAUCAGGUCAUUCUCUUCGUAAUUAUGAGCAGUAGGUCGACUUCCCUCUCUGCUUAGCCUGGAAACAGUUGCCAGUUAAGCUUUUGGGAUGGCUUGGGACCUGUCCUCUUAGAUCCCAGUUUCAGCAUUCAAUCUAUCACUGAUCUGGACCAUUUUAUUUCAGUCAUAUUAAUAUAUAAUGAGGACCUCAAGAGGCUUUUACUUCACUGUAGGAGCCACAAUUCUGAUGUACAGUAUAAAGGGUGUACACAAGUAGAGAUACAAAACAAAUCCACUUUAACAGGCAAUGAAUGCUUUUCUGUUUUCUUGCAUCUAUUUUGUACAGCUUAGGAUGUAUAUAAUCUUGUAAGAAGCGCCAUUUUCUAAAUAUUGUAUAAAUGACAAGCCAUCUUUAUGUAUGUGUACAGUAUUAUAGGCUUAUGAAUGUGAAAUUCUAUCCCAAAACAGAGUUUAUACAUGUUAGCAAGAUCUUAAAAAGUUUGUGAAUAUGGACAUGAGCUACUGACAGUGACCUUGAAGGCUCAUGUUCAGGUUUCCCAGCCUGGCUGAAGUUUUCAAGAUCAAAACAUGUAUCAUGGGAAUUCUGUUUUGUGGUUGAUUUUCUUCUAACAUGUGUAAGUCAGGCUCUUUGCACAAUGACCACCUUGUACAUGUGUUCUGUAAUAUAUCAUACUUUGAAAAUGAUUUUUAUGUUUCAAAGUGGGAAACUUUUGAAGCCAUUUUGCAGUCAGUAUUGAAGAGAUUAUUGCGAGCCUUUGGCUUUAGAUCUGUUUCUUACACUACCCAACAUGGGACGCACACUUAUUUUUGAUGGGUCACCUUGAAAAAUUAUUGUUUUUUGUUGACCCCGGAUCGGAAGAGAUGCAAUUAGCUGGGCUAAAAAAGUGAAAAUGCCCUGUUGUGUGAUAUGUAGUCUGUUUUUCUUCCUAUGUUUUGUCAUUUAUACAAUGAGCUUCAAAGCAAGAAACCAAAGAUCAAGGCUUUGAUAUCUUGGCUUCUUUGAAUCUAAAUGUGUGAGAUACUUCACAAAUCAUAACUGACCAUUUGUUCUCACAUCCGAAUAGUGUUGGAAAGAUAAAAGGUUGACAAAAAUCAUCUGUAUUUGCAAAAUUCACAUACUUUAAGGUAUAUUAUUAUAUAAUGUACAAAAGAUGCCAACCACCACAUGAGCCUGCAAAAUCUCCGGGGACCUAUGUGUCUUGCUAAUUUGCAACAGAAUAUAUGCAAGUUAAUGUUGCUAGCGUUCAUAUAUUUAAUAGCCUACAUGUAUGUUUUACACAUUGCUAGGUUUGUUAAAAGUGAAGAAAUAAUUGGUUUUUACCUUCAAAUGUGAAUUUGCAAUUUGUUUAUUUCUGAUUAAUUUUCAUCAUACCAAUCCUUUUUUUUCGUCAUCAGGUUUAUCUCAAACAGCUGACUUAGUUAUGUAUUGUGUUACAUUAUUCUCUAUAGGCUAUGGUAAUUACUCUUGACUUUUGUGGCUAUCAAAUAUUGCGCCAAAUGUUUUAUAUCAGUGACACUUUGAGUUUGGUUUUUUUAUUAUGGUCUUGAUAAAAGUAUUGCAGCUGGUUCUGUGAGAAUAAUUUAAACUGGAAAAUGAUCUUUCUGAUAAAGACUGUCUUAUUGCUACAUUUCUACCAAAACACCGGACCAGAUAGCUAGUUAACAUGGCUACAGUGCGUGGAAAUACGGGAAUAUAAAUGAAUGUUGACAUGCUAAGAGGCAGAAUUACUAGCUAACAUGGGCUAAAUAUUUCAGAACUAUGUGAGCUAACUAGCCUGAAAUAAUAUACAGAGUUUGUAGUUAGCAUGUGGAUAAGAUAAUAGCAAAUCAUGGCUAGCAAGCUAACAGUUGCUUAGCUGUGUAAAGUUUCCACACAAGAUACACAAUAUGACUGAACUAUAUUUCACAUACUUUUCUAUCGUGUUUUGUUGAAAUAUUUGAAAUUAUAAAUCAGAUUGGCCCAAAACAUGUUGGUAGACAUCAAUUCAAACCCUACUCCCUACAACCCCUUAACAAAUACAUUCCAUUCCUAUAUGCAGUGGACAAAAACCGCAAUAAAAUUUGGUAAAUAAUUUUUUUUAAUAGACUCAUAGCACUUCAAAAACAUUUUGAGUGAGA